GAUGGGACAGCACGUGAGCAGAGCAGCGGUGCAAGCCGCCCCUCGGGGCAAACCGCAGCGCUUCUCUCCGCCCAUGGCUGCCCAGGCCACGGCCCGUCCCCAACCUCAACCCUCAUCCUCUGCGAUGGAGGAGAGAAACCCCUCCUGCCCCGCUGAGGCCAAGGAGAAGGACAAACUCCCCCAGGAGCCCACUGCUGUGCCGCCCGCUCCCCCCUUGGAUGCCUCUGGGCUGCCCAUGUGUGCUGUGGAGCGUUACGCGAUGGACAACAUUGAGGCCUUUCUCCGGAGCACAGAGCCUCAGAAUGAGGAGAAGAAGAUGAAGUUCCUGUGCAGCAUCCGCACAAUCUGCAGCUCCGCAGCAGAGAGGAACACGGUGCAGGAACUGCGCAUCUUCUGCCGCCGGAACGAACUUGUGGAGAACAUCAUGGUGCUGCUGGCAGAGGAGCCGCGGAGAGAGCUGAGCUCCGAACUGCGGCUGCAAGCGGUAGCCGCCAUCACCUCCCUCAGCAAGGUGGAGGGGGCUCUGGAGGAGAAGAUCCCUCUCUUUGUUGUGUGCUUCCGGAGCAUCUUCCUGCUUCCCUCAGAGCAGGACCUGGAUACAAACCUUUACUCCAAGACCCUGAGGGCUCUGGAUGAGAUGCUGCACUCAUUGGUGUUCAUUCACCCCAGCGCCAGCAUCGGAGAGGAGCUGAAAGACGUCUUCCAGGUGCUGCUGCCCUUCACCUCCUUGCAGAGCUCGACCGUGCGCCAGAGGGCAGUGGGGCGCAUCUGGAAGCUGACCCAUUCGCUGGCACAUUACUGCCAGGAGAAGCCCCGUCACUCCUCGGAACAAUCCCCAUCUGCCAGCUAUGACGAGCUCCGCCUGCCCGUGCUGGGGCAGCUGGUGGGAUGCCUCAUCCUGUGCUGCGCUUUUGUCCAGGAGCACAAAACAUGCCGCUGUGCUUUGAGCGCUCUCCGUCACCUCUACAGAUUUGUCCUGUGGAGAAGCCGCUGGGAAGGGCAGCUGGACGAGCAGGGGAAACUGGAGCAGUGGGAAGCCGACCACGAGUUCUCCCUCACCUGGACCACCAACACCACGGUCAUUUUGCUGCGCUUUGAGAAGUACUUCCACUCUUCAGAGAAGACCGAUCUCAUCCUCCUGGCGCUGCAGGGCAUGAGGGACUGCAGCAACUACAACACCCAGGUGGCUUCCACCUUGAUGGCCAUCCUGACGGUUGACUUCAACCCUAUGCCCAAUGAUGUGCAGCGCAUCGUGACGGCCAUCCACAGGAGCAGGAAGCUGAUCACAGAGGAGCAGGCACUGAGGACCAUCCGCAGCAGCUUCGCCUCACUAGCUGCCGCCAACCCUCGCGCAGUGACACUCAGCCUGCUGCGCUGCUCGCCCACCUGCGACAAGGACAUAUGGGAGCUGUGGGAGUUGGCGCUGUCCUCGGUGCAUGCGGUGCCAAAGAUGGUGCAGGCGCUGCUGCAUCAGCUGGAGACCGUGCCGCUGGGCCAGAAGACCGAGGUCGGCGUCCUUCACACGGCCGCGGCCACGGCACUGCAUAAGCUCCUGCAGUACCUGGAGUACGGCCCACAGGUGCGACUGGUUUUCCCGGAGCUCUUUGUGGUGCUCAUCAUCCAGUUGGUGUCCGCCGGGCCGCUAGCUCCGCUGGAGAUCACCGCCAUCACAGAGGACCCAUUCCGCCCAUCUGCGCCCACCUCUGCCAUCAGGAUGGUGGUGGAGACGGCCCACAGUUUGCUACUGUGCGCUGAGAUGGACAACCUGGCGUUCUCCAUGGACACCCACAACCUGUGGGCGCGGCUGCAGGGCGCUGCCACAUGGCAAAACGGCCUGCACUCCCUUGCCAAGGUGAUGCUGAAGAACUGCCGGGAUCAGUGCAGACCCAUCUUCAGACACCUGCAGAAUCUGCUGCAGUACCACCAGCUGCAGUGGAGGGAGGUCCCCGCCAUGGCAUUCUACUUUGAGGUGGGUGUGGAGACGGUGUGGGGGGGUCUCCUUGGGAGGAUGGGCCCCCUCCCGCCCACUGACCGCCACUCAUCGCAGCUGUGGAGCUGCCAGGGGCACCACGAGGAUGACACCUGCCCGCAGAAGAUCUUCAGGAAAUACAUCCGCAGCAAACAGCCCAGGAGCAGAGAGCUGGCGCUGCGCGGGCUGAGGAACCUUUACGCUGGGAGGAUGCAGCUGCUGCUACCCGACGCGCUGCUGUGGCUGCAGGACAUGCGGGCUGACAUCAAACUGCAGGCCAUACAUCUGCUGCAGGACAUUGUGGCACAGCACCCCGCCAGCAUCCGAGGUGUGCUCAGCCAGCUGGCCGUGCAGCUGCUGUCCUGCUUCAAUGAGGACAACGCAGAGGUGCGCUGGCGCUCCAUGGAGCUCUUUGCGCUGCUGCUGGAGGCGCCAGGCAGGAAGCGGCUGCUGCUGCAGGCGGAGAGGAGUCUGCUGCCACUCUUCAUCCACAUGAAUGAGGACAUCCCCAACGUGGCGCAGGCUGCUCAGAAAGCUCUGAUCCACGCCGCCAAGCUCCUGGGCUGGCAGCAACUGCAACGCUUGGCCAGCGCGGCGGAGGUCUGGAUGAUUGCUGACUGUCUGGUAAGGACCCCCACCCUUCAACCCCUCCGGACCCCCCUUGCUCCCCUGCAGAAGGGGGGUCGGGGAGCCAUUCUGCGGGUGCCACCCCCACCAUGCUCUCUGCAGCUUCAGAAGAGGGGCAGAGAUGCGGAGCAGUACCUGAAGGACACGGUGCUGCACCUGCACAGCCCCCAGGUGCCCGUGAGGGACACGGCCGUGCGCUUCCUCGGGCUGCUAGGGCGAAAGCUGAGGAAUGAGAACCGGGAGAAGAUGUCGGACAUCCGUAAAGCCCUGGAGGGAGCCAAGGAGGACAGCGAGCCGACCAUGCGCUGUCUGGUGCUGCAGACACUGCUGAUCCUCAGCGUACUGGAAGAUGUGCCGCCCACCAGGCCCAGGUUGCGCCGAUGGUUCUGGAGAACGUGGAGGGAGUAG
Gallus gallus (chicken) is the source of this 3004-nucleotide messenger RNA. RefSeq lists its product as uncharacterized. The coding region runs from base 2 to 3004 and encodes 1000 amino acids. The record is from RefSeq and is a predicted model, not a curated record. Gene Ontology annotation, cellular component: cytoplasm. The transcript is spliced from 19 exons. Lineage: Eukaryota; Metazoa; Chordata; Aves; Galliformes; Phasianidae.